UUGAAUCCCUUAUAAACCAUGGACGCUGAUAUUGAGGAACAAGAGGACCCCUUGGCAGGUGUAGGUAAAUUACUCCUGCCAAAAGACAAAUUUCUGCAAGUUUCGCACCCAGUUUACCAACCUUCGUUAAUGGCUCAGCUUCUUACAAGUGAAAGGACACGACUUCUGUUUGCCGAAGCUGUGGAGUUGGAGUCAAGUAAAUCUUCGGUUCCCCGCCUUUCAGAAUUGUGCAACAUCGUCCUUGCCAGGGAGUUCAAAUCGGGUAAACUGCCCUCUGACCUGCAUACUGAAGAUUUGAAUUACAUUGGUGACCAUCUGGAUGUAAACAUGCCACUCAUCGACAUAGUUGACCUCGACAAUGAGAUCUAUUGGAAGCGGGUUUUUAAGGAAAAGUGUAAUGAUAUCAAGUUGAAAUGCACAAAGCUACACGAUGUGGAGACCGAUUUCAAAAAAGAGGCCAUUCAGGUGAAACUGGCUGAAAUUAUAGAGACGACCAGCUAUGAGUUGUGGGAUGACGAAGGAAUGAUUAAUUUAUCGGAAGCCGUGGCUCCCUACGUGUUCACCCUGCAUAUAACGAAGCUGACACCAAUGAAGGAGGGUGUCAUCGAAAGGGAUAGUAACUUGCUUGAUUAUAAGAUGUACAAUUAUCCGGAAAGUGAGUGUCACCAUGGAAGCCUGGAAAUGCUUGGAUACUUAUCGAACCUAACGGAGCUGCGAAUAGAGUUACUGCCGCCCGGACUUGGCUACGAGUAUCAUAGGAGGUUCUUCCUCUUUUCAACCACCGACAUUGAAAAUUUAGCCAAAGGAUUGAAACGUCUUACGGCCUUAAAUCACUUGUCGAUUAAGCGGAGCAGAUUAGACGAAAAGAAAAUGAAAAUUCUCGUUCUGGGGCUGCUUCACUUACCCUUGGAAACUGUGGAGUUCUCCUACUGUGAGCUCCACGAUAAGGCAGGAUUGUGUAUAGGCAAAUUGCUUCAGGAUGUGCACAGCAUCAAAAGUCUCGAACUGGAAGGGAAUUAUCUGGGUAAAAACGGAUUGGAACCUAUUGCCUUCGCUAUGCGUGGCUACGAAGGAGCACUCGAAUAUUAUGGAGUCGCGCGUAAUCCUGUAACCGACGAUGGAGUGUACAUUUUGGGAAGUGGAUUAUUGGGAACAAAUCAAGUGAUACAUUUGAAUGUGAAUGGAAUUGAAGUAACUUCGAAGGGAGCCAGAUAUGUUGUGGAGUUGCUGGGCAUUCAUCCGAAGUUAAGAAAAAUGGAUAUGUGUUGCCUUCCCUUGGGCGAGGAGGGUGGCGACAGAUUCAUUGAACUACUCAAAGAGAAUAAACUACUGUAUCACUUGGAGUCUCGGGGUUGUGAAAUGAAUCUUGACCAAGAAUUCAAAGUUCGACUAUUGGUCAGUAGAAACAAGUAUUUCUUUGAUAAUCCCAUUCUAAUGGAGGAAGUGACUUCAAAGGAAAUGGAGUCAGAUGCAAACGAAUGGGCGUCACGUGUCAAACAUCCCGUACUACUGAAAGUGAACAGAAUACUAGAGGCAAAGAAAAAAUGCUACAAGAAACGCGAAGUAGUUACCUCUUUCAAGAAUGUCAAUCCAUUCUUUAUCCACAAACAAGCUCUGGUGCAGAAGACUAAUUCAGAGCUCCUAAAAGUACAUUUUUCGGAAUGCAGCGGUCUCGAUUCAGAGAUUAGGUUAUAUACGGGCGAAAAGACGGAUUCUGAGAAGGAAUUUGAACAACGAAGAUCCCGGUAUGAACCCAACGAUUUCGAUGAAAAAGACAUAGUUCGGCAUGUUCGAAUCGGUGCCACGAAUCGUCCUCAUUUUAAUUAUUUUGCCCCCCAUAAGGGUAGCAAAAAGAAAUUUCAAUAGCUCGGCCGGCAAUUAUCCCUCGCAGGA
Molecule: messenger RNA, 1893 nt
Organism: Hermetia illucens (black soldier fly)
Lineage: Eukaryota; Metazoa; Arthropoda; Insecta; Diptera; Stratiomyidae
Exons: 5
Coding region: 19-1866 (615 amino acids)
Cellular component (GO): centrosome
Source: RefSeq, a predicted model, not a curated record